UUUCCUCAGAAGCGAAAAGGCGUUCAUAUUUGAAUUUACUCUAUGGGUUACCAAGGUUUAAAACUUUAGCAAAAACUCUUAUUUAUCUUUCCCCACGAGAAAAUCUGGGCUCUGCCUUUUUCUUAUUUUACUUUCCCUUAGUGGCCUUCGCCUGAAACGAAGCAGAGCAUACUACGUUUCCCGUUUUUAUUAUAAUUUUUAAGCUUAUAUUUUGCACAGUUGAUAGCCACACCUAAUCUUUUACGAUUGAAUUCAGAUAGAUUUUGCAUCUAAAUAUAUUUUCUCUUGAUUUCAGGCAAUUUCCGAGAGCUGCGAUUUUUGCCCCCUACCUAGUUCAAACAAAGUCAUGUAAGGUCAAGUACGGAUAAAUUAAGUUAUUUUCAUCUCCAUCCGAGUCUUUGGCAGCGCUGAUUUUUUAAACACGUUUUAUUUAUUCAAGCUACUUAGCACACCCCAUUAGCAGACUGACAAUCGUCAAAAACAACAUGGCCGUCCAAAUAGUGUUGAUUUCUGGCUGCUCUAGUGGCAUUGGACUCGCUACAGCUGUGUUUCUCGCCAAAGAUGCCGAGAAACGCUUCAAGGUUUAUGCCACCAUUAACAAUGCAGGAAUCGGCUUAAUGACUGCGCUUGAAUGUGUUCCUAUUCAAAUGGCUAAGGAACUGUUUGAAGUGAAUUACUUUGGAGCAUUUAGGUUAAUCAAGGCCGUGCUACCAAGCAUGAAAGCGAGGCAGAGUGGGCUGAUCAUCAACAACAGCAGUCAUUUUGGCAUCGUAGGAGUUCCUUUUGUGGAAAUUUACUGCUCAUCCAAGUUUGCAAUUGAGGGUCUGACGGAAAGCAUAGCUCCCAUUCUGCGACAGUUCAACAUCAGAUGCUGCCUGUUGGAGCCAGGCCCCGUGCAGACUAGUAUUGUACCCAAAGCAAACGAAUGGUGCGAAGCUGGGGCGGACUUGACGACCUUAGAUCCAAAGACAAAGGAUAUAAUGGCAACUGUAUUCUCCAACGUACAAAGUACCUUCAACACCGCCAUGCAGAGUUGUGAAGAAGUUGCGCAAAUUGUGCUUGAAAUAAUCUUAGGAGAAAAGACAAAUUUGCGACAUCAAACCAACGACAAAUUUGGACCUGGUGAAAUCCCUGCCAAAUUAUCUGAUCGCACAGGAAAUACAUCAGUUGAUAUUAUAUCAAAGCACUAUUUGGGAAAAUAAAAUAUCUGUUUUAAACAGAAAUGGUUCUUAAUAAUAGAGCUCUUUAUAGUAACUGGCGUAUGAAAAUCAGCCUUUAAUAUUAUGUAUGACUUAAGAUGAAUCAAUGUUACUCUUUCAUAAAGUUUGACCCUAGAUAUAAUAAAAGAGAAGAUGUCUAGUCA
Pocillopora damicornis (cauliflower coral) is the source of this 1363-nucleotide messenger RNA. RefSeq names its product retinol dehydrogenase 8-like. Gene Ontology annotation, cellular component: cytosol. Gene Ontology annotation, molecular function: oxidoreductase activity. The record is from RefSeq and is a predicted model, not a curated record. NCBI's taxonomy places the organism in Eukaryota, Metazoa, Cnidaria, Anthozoa, Scleractinia, Pocilloporidae.